Fusarium musae is the source of this 1071-nucleotide messenger RNA. RefSeq lists its product as uncharacterized. Gene Ontology annotation, molecular function: GTPase activity; GTP binding. Gene Ontology annotation, cellular component: Gtr1-Gtr2 GTPase complex; nucleus; fungal-type vacuole membrane. Lineage: Eukaryota; Fungi; Ascomycota; Sordariomycetes; Hypocreales; Nectriaceae. The transcript is spliced from 2 exons. The coding region runs from base 1 to 1071 and encodes 356 amino acids. Gene Ontology annotation, biological process: positive regulation of TOR signaling; regulation of autophagy; cellular response to amino acid stimulus. The record is from RefSeq and is a predicted model, not a curated record.
AUGGCCUCCUACAUCGACACCUCCCUCGCCGAGGCCCAGCCCGCCCCCGAACUCCUCGGCGAAGUCAAGAAGCCCAAGAAGAAAAAGGUCCUGCUCAUGGGAAAGUCUGGCUCCGGCAAGUCAAGCAUGAGGAGUAUUAUCUUUAGCAACUACAUUGCCCGCGAUACACGAAGACUGGGCGCAACUAUCGAUAUCGAUCUUUCGCACGUCAAGUUCCUCGGAAACCUCACCCUCAACCUCUGGGACUGCGGUGGUCAAGAGGCCUUUAUGGAGAACUAUCUCUCCCAGCAGCGCGUGCAUGUCUUUUCCAACGUCGGCGUGCUGAUUUACGUCUUCGACAUUGAAUCCCGCGACGUCGACCGUGAUCUCGCAACCUACGUCUCCAUCCUCUCUGCUCUACUUCAAUAUUCGCCCGCCGCAAAGAUUUAUAUCCUCAUUCACAAGAUGGAUCUCGUCGUACCUACGGCACGAGAGUCCGUUUACGACGAGCGCAUUCGGGUUGUGCGACAAAAGACGUUUGAGUAUGCGAAUUCAGUCGGUAUUUCUACAUCGUCGAUUGAGCUCACGCCUUUUGCGACGUCGAUUUGGGAUCAGAGCUUGUAUAAAGCUUGGGCGUCGAUUAUCCACGACCUCGUGCCUAACCUCUCCGUCAUUGAGCGAAAUCUCGCAAACCUAGGUCUCGCCAUCGAAGCUGAAGAGUUACUACUAUUCGAGCGCACAUCAUUCCUCGCCGUAUCAUCCUGGACAUCAUCUGAAGGACAACGAAACCCAACUGAGGAUCGACUAGAGCGCAUGUCCAACAUCAUGAAGCAUUUCAAGCAGAGUAUUUCCCGCUUCACCGGUACGCCGCGCAACGCCGAGCAGUUCAUCCGCAUGGAGCACAAGGCCGGCAAUCGAUUCAGUCUGUUUAUUCUCAAGUUCACGACAAACACGUAUCUCAUGGUUGUUCUCCCACCUGGAGAAGCUCGGUUCAACGCUGCCAUGCUCAAUUGUCAGAUCGCUAUUGAGCACUUCAGAUUUCUGGAUGGCCCCGCAACACCAGCUCCCAACACCGCCACUGCUGCCGCCUAA